This is a messenger RNA of Oncorhynchus masou masou (cherry salmon), 5493 nucleotides long. RefSeq names its product src-like-adapter 2. The record is from RefSeq and is a predicted model, not a curated record. Gene Ontology annotation, molecular function: epidermal growth factor receptor binding; phosphotyrosine residue binding. The transcript has 8 exons. Gene Ontology annotation, cellular component: plasma membrane; COP9 signalosome; cytoplasm. Gene Ontology annotation, biological process: signal transduction; regulation of MAPK cascade. Lineage: Eukaryota; Metazoa; Chordata; Actinopteri; Salmoniformes; Salmonidae. Bases 1864 to 2664 code for a protein of 266 amino acids.
AUGUUUGCAAAUGUAUUAAAAACUAAAAACCUAAAUACCUUAUUUGCUUUAAGUAUUCAGACCCUUUGCUAUGAGACAUGAAAUUGAGCUCAGGUGCAACCUGUUUCCAUUGAUCAUCCUUGAGAUGUUUCUACAACCUGUGGUAAAUUCAAUUGAUUGGACAUGAUUUAGAAAGGCACACACCUGUCUAUAUAAGGUCCCACAGUUGACAGUACAAGUCAGAGCAAAAACCAAGCCAUGAGGUCGAAGGAAUUGUCCGUAGAGCUCUGAGACAGGAUUGUGUCGAGGCACAGAUUUGGGGAAGGGUACCAAAACAUUUCUGCAGCAUAGAAGGUCUCCAAAAACACAGUGGGCUACAUCAUUCUUAAAUGGAAGACGUUUGGAACCACCAAGACUCUUCUUAGAGCUGCCCGCCAAGACAAACUGAGCAAUUAGGGGAGAAGGCCUUGGUCAGGGAGAUCGUCACUCUGACAGAGCUCCUGAGUUCCUAUGUGGAGAUGUCAAAAUCUUCCAGAAGGACAACCAUCUCUGCAGCAUUCCACCAAUCAGGCCUUUAUAAUAGAGUGGCCAGACGGAAGCCACUCCUCAGUAAAAUGCACCUGACAGGCCGCUUGGAGUUUGUCAAAAGGCACCUAAAGGACUCAGACCAUGAGAAACAAGAUUCUCUCGUCUGAUGAAACCAAGAUUGAUUUCUUUGGCCUGAAUGCCAAAUGCCACGUCUGGAGGAAACCUGACACCAUCCCUAUGGUGAAGCAUGGUGGUGGCAGCAUCAAGCUAUAGGGAUGUUUUUCAGCGGCAGGGACUGGGAGACUAGUCAGGAUCGAGGGAAAGAUGAAUGGAGCAAAGUACCGAGAGAUGCUUGAUGAAAACCUGCUCCAGAGCACUCAGGACCUCAGACUGGGGCAAAGGUUCACCUUCCAACAGGACAACGACCCUAAGCACACAGCCAAAACAACGCAUGAGUGGCUUUGGGACAAAUCUCUGAAUGUCCUUGAGUGGUUCAGCCAGAGGCUGGACUUGAACCCUAUCGAAUAUCUCUGGAGACACCUGAAAAUAGCUGUGCAGCGACGCUCCAAAUCCGACCUGACAGAGCUUGAGAGGAUCUGCAGAGAAGGAUGUGAAAAACUUCCCAAGUACAGGUGUGCCAAUCUUGUAGCCUCAUUCCCAAGAAGACUUGAGGAUGUACCCGCUGCCAAAGGUGCUUCAACAAAGUACUGAGUAAAGGGUCUGAAUUCUUAUGUAAAUUUAAUUUUUUAUUUUUUUGUUAAACAUUUGCAAAAUUUCCCAAAAACUGUUUAUGCUUCAUCAUUAUGGGGUAUUGUGUGCAGAUUAAUGAGGGGGAAAAAAUUAUUACAUCCGUAUUAGAAAUAGGCUGUCAUGUAACUAAAUGUGAAAAUAGUCAAGGGAUCCGAAUACUUCCCGAAUGGACUGUAUAUCAGAAAUGUUGGUAAAUUAGGUUUUAAUGUUUGAAAGAAGUUACGAAAAAGAUGAGUGUUUUCUUUCUAAUCACGGCAAGGAGUUGUUCGAUGACAUAUUUGUUUAAAAUCUAUCACUUGAUGGCUUAAUUUCAGAAAGACAAUCAUGUUUUUUUAGUUUUUUUUUGUUUUUUUAAAUUCUAUAUAUCCACCUCAUUAUCAGAGAAAUAAGUAGUACUGCCAGGCUUUCAAAUGUAACAAAUAACUCAAGUAGUUUUUUUUGUUGAAAAAAAAGUUUCGUUUCGUUUAAAUAAAAAAAAUACUUAAAUACUUUAAUAUGAGAUCUAUAUAUAAAACAUUUACAUUUGUCAUUUUAGUCAUUCAGCAGAUGCUGUUAUCCAGAGUGGCUUACAAGUCCUCUGGUGACCCAUAAGAGCUCGACAUCGCCAUGGGCAGUAGGCCCAGUAAAGAACGUCGGGGAUCCAGCACUCAGGCAGCCUUGCUGGGCCAGGAAGAGCCCGCUGAGUCCGUCAUACUGGAGAGCAGCAAGUAUAUGGUAGUGGCCCUGUAUAACUAUCCCACUGGUCCCCCAGCACACUGUCGCAUCCACGCUGGAGAGAGACUCGCCGUGCUUUCAGACGAGGGGGAGUGGUGGAAGGUGAGAUCCUCUGCCACAGGCAAUGAGAGCUACAUCCCCAGCAACUACACAGCCAAGGUGUACCACAGGUGGCAGUAUGAGGGUCUCAGCCGAGAGAAGGCUGAGGAGCUCCUCUUUCUGCCCUACAACCAGACUGGCUCUUUUCUGGUCCGGGAGAGUGAGACCCACCCUGGUGCCAACUCCCUGUCAGUGCGUAAGAGCAGUGACCAGGAUCGUCGCUCAGUCAAACACUACCGGAUCCAACAACUGGAGAAUGGCUGGCUCUACAUCUCCCCCUGCCUCACCUUCCCCAACCUCAGAGCUCUGGUAGACCACUACUCAGAGGUCCGUGAUGGGCUGUGCUGUCUGCUAGGGGAGCCCUGCUUCAUCCAGGGGUCCAACAACGUUCCUGUGGUUACUGGGCCACUCCCCAUGGCUGUCAGGAAGCCAACCCUCAACUGGAAAGAUAUGGACAGCUCCAUGAUUUUUGGCAAGGACAAAGGCAAGGACAAUGAGGAUUCCCUGGUGAGCGAGGGAUUAAAGGAGGCCAUCAAAUCCUACCGCUUCAUGACAGAGGACUGCAAAGGCUCCAGCCACAAAUGGGACAGCUGAGCAUGGAUCUGGCAUCAUAACGACAGAGAGAUACUCAGACUAAAACAGACCAUAAGAUGGAGAGCUUUGCAUCAAGCUACCCAUUAAAGCUGAGGCAAUCCUGAGGACCAGACAUUCUGGCCAUGAACCCAAUGGAUCUCAUUAAAGGGAUGUUGUUAGGGGAACUGGAAAUCACAACUCAACCACUGCAGAGAACCAUGGUUCUCAAAGCUAUGGUUGUAGAGUGCUCAACAUUACAUUGCCAAGCAGCUGAGGGCCAUCUUUGCUUGGAUUCAUGAACAGAAUAAAUGUUUAGAUCCUGGAGCCAGACUUUGCUAGACUUAACAGAUAGUCUGAAAGUGAGAUAUACAGCCUUAUGAACGUGAUCCUGUAUCAUCAAUAAACAGACUACAUGGUUGGUUUUGUUGAAGUACGCUACCUUGAAAACAAUUAAGGAACUGUGAGGUAUAAGAAUUAGUCUGUUUGAUUUAUGUGUUUCCUGUCCUGAACAUGAACACCUUUUAGCUGUUGCUUGUUCUCUUCUGCAGCACAGUCUUGACUUUGGCACAGGAAAUGGUCAAGGUGCAGUGGAAAGCACAAUGGUGUGGCAGAGACAGAAAGUUGAGGAUGUGGUGAAGAGCAUCUCAAAGUUAUGUCAAAUAUUAUGGUAUGAAACACAUGUUCUUGUGAGGUUUCAUCAACUGAAACAAUGUACUGUAGUGUGUGUGUAUAUAUAUAUAAUGUUAAUAUCAAGUUUCGUGAUGUUGUUGGGUGGGUGGAAAUGUAUUUUUUAUUUUGUUUAACUAUUCUACAUUAAAAUGUUGCAUUUAGUGAAAUAUGGGGAAAUUAUUUUGUUGAUAUGCUGGUUUUUCACAAAUCAGAGAAUGAAUAACCAAACGCAUAAACGCCGAAAUAACCAAAUACAUUUCACACAUGAAGUGGCAAGUAUUUGGCGUACCGUUAUUUACGACUUUAUCUUGUCUUGUAUCGCCACCUGCUGGGGGAAAAGCGUAGGUUGUCAAGUUGGCGGAGACGUCAGUGACACACACGCGCCAAGCCCAUUCAAUUUACUUCCCCGUUAACCGUUUAGUGUGUUGUUGUUGCUCUUGUUAAUAAUUUAAUCAGUGUAUUUAGCUGUUAUCCAAUACCCCGGUUCUUAAUGCUUAGGUUGCUGUGCACUAUUCGUUUUUGUGUAAUUCAUGUCUUUACAUAACUCAAAUCAAAUGUAUUUAUAUAGCCCUUCAUACAUCAGCUGAUAUCUCAAAGUGCUGUACAGAAACCCAGCCUAAAACCCCAAACAGCAAGCAAUGCAGGUGUAGAAGCACAUUUGAUCAACAAUGCAAAAGGACAACAGUUUUACAGAGCUGGAGAUGCCUUCGGGUGCCUUCAGAAAGUAUUCACGCUUGACUUUUACACACCGCUUGACUUUCCACAUUUGUUGUGUUACAGCCUGAAUUUAACAUUUAUUACAUUGAGAUUUUGUGUCACUGACCUACACACAAUACCCCAUAAUGUCAAGUGGAAAUAUGUUUUUAGACAUUUUUUUUUUUUUUACAAAUGAAUUACAUAUGACAAACUGAAAUGUCUUGAGACAAUAAGCAUUAAACCUCUUUGUUGUGGAAAGCCUAAAUAAGUAAAGGAGUAAAUAUUUUAUUAAAUCAAAUAAGGCCUUUAUCACACCUACAGUAUAUUUGCGCAAAAUUUGUGGAACAAAAAGUUCGAAAUUCACCUGCUACAAUUUCGUUCAAGCCAUCUAUGCAUACAAUUGGGUGCAUACGUUGGACGAUAAAAAGAAACGGAAUAGACCUAAGCAGAAGGAAUAGACCUAAGCAGAAGGAAUAGACCUAAGCAGAAGGAAUAGACCUAAGCAGAAGGAAUAGACCUAAGCAGAAGGAAUAGACCUAAGCAGAAGGAAUAGACCUAAGCAGAAGGAAUAGACCUACGCAGAAGGAAUAGACCUAAGCAGAAGGAAUAGACCUAAGCAGAAGGAAUAGACCUAAGCAGAAGGAAUAGACCUAAGCAGAAGGAAUAGACCUAAGCAGAAGGAAUAGACCUAAGCAGAAGGAAUAGACCUAAGCAUAGGCAAAAUCCUAAAGGAAAAUCUGGUCCAGUCUCCUUUCCAACAGACACUGGGAGACAAAUUCACCUUUCAGCAAAACAUUAACCUAAAACAUCAAAAAUACACGAGUUGCUUACCAAGACUGCAUUAAAUGUUCUUGAGUGGCUUAGUCACAGUUUUGACUUAAAUCAGCUUGUAAAUCUAUGGCAAAGCUUGAAAAUGGCUAUCUAGCAAUAGUCAACAACCAACUUGACAGAGCAUGAAGAAUUUUUUAAAGAAUAAUGUGCAAGUAUUGUACAAUCCAGGUGUUCAAAGCUCUUAAGAGACUUACCCAGAAAGACCCACAGCUGUCAUCGCCGCCAAAUGUGAUUCUAAAAUGUAUUGACUUAGGGUGUGAAUAAUUAUGUAAAUCAGAUAUUUCUGUAUUUCAUUUUUAAUAAAUGUGCAAACAUUUCUAUACACAUAAUUACACUUUGACAUUAUGGGGUAUUGUUUGUAGGCCAGUGACAAAAUCUAAAUUUGAUCCAUUUUAAAUUCAGGCUGUAACACAACAAAAUGUAGAAAAAGUCUAGAGGUGUGAAUGCUCUCUGAAGGCCCUGUAUAUUACUAAUCUACCUCUUUGUUUCCUCAUAUCUUUCAGAACAUGAAAGUUGUUAACCCCUUUCCAUCUUGCAUGGAUUUUUAUGUGCCUGAUGUUGGGCUUAAUUUUUCAGUGCCUCUGUUGUAAAAAAAAUGAUAAUGUGUGGGUGUGUACACACCAAUCAGCGUGCUGCAUUUGCCAUCAUGUUGUA